UUGAUGAGGAUCCGUGUCGUCUGCUGUGUGCCGCAGUAGGGAGCGACGCUGUGACUAAACUCUGUCUGCUGUGACUGUCUGUGCGCCCUGCCACGUAAGGAAAGAGUUGGAAUCCGACCCCCGGCCGCCUAGCAAACCACCAUGGAGUUCAGAUUCGACGUGGAGAGGCUCCUCCCCGACGAAAUAACGAGGGUGGACAAUUCACUCAUUCUCAGGGGAUGGAAUUCGUCGACGAGGAACAGGCUCGAAUACCAGGAACUGUAUCAGAUCAUCAAUGCGAUUGGCGAGGCCUCCUCCUUCGCACAGGGCCUCAACAAUGUCAUCACAACGGCAGACAAACUGCAGAACUCGGACCACUUCCUUUACUUGAUGAAGGAGAGGGAUGACUCCAUAGGACAGACUCUUGUGGUCGGCAUGCUCAAGAUUGGCCGGAAGAAGUUGUUCUUGCUUAACCAAGACCAGAGAACAAAGGAGUGUGCUCCUUUAUGCGUCCUAGACUUUUACAUUCAUGAGUCUCGGCAACGCAGAGGAUAUGGCAGAAGACUUUUUGAUUACAUGCUUAGGGAGCAAAAUGUGCGGCCAGAGCACAUGGCUGUGGACAAGCCAUCAGAUAAAUUCUUAGCCUUCUUACGCAAGCAUUAUGGCCUCAGUAGGACAAUUCCGCAGAUUAACAACUUUGUAGUCUUUGAUGCUUUCUUCCAAGAUCGCCCCAUAACAACAGACGAAGCCGCCAUGACUGUAGUGAGCCGCAGUCCACGCACAGCCUCCCCCGAGCGCACCCAGUCUCCCAGCGGCUCUAGGCGGUCCUCCACCUCAAGCUAUUCCCACUCAGCUGGUCGCCCAUCAAAUCCAUCACGACAGGCCAAUAGCAUGGUUGACAUCCUGCAUGGCCGUCCUGAUCGCCACACUCCUGCAGCCAGGCUUUCUCCUCGCUACCAGACCACCCUGGAGUCAGAAGAACAGGGAAGUAAGGAAGCAGUAGGACAGUGGAUGCGAGGGCCGAGGUCAGGAGGCGAAUCUCCGUACUCUCGCACCCCAACUUCCUACUCAGCCUCUCGCACCCCCUCUAACACUGGGUCUCCUCUGCGUACCCCAUGGGGUGGCUCUCCCCCCCGUUCACACCCUCAUACUCCCCCUACCACUUCACAGCCUGGCAGCCGCAAGGACAGUGCGGACAUGGUGGACGGGCACAGAAGCUUGGAGGGGUCUAUUGCUCCCACACCGGCCACGUCCCCUGAGCGUGGCGGCUCCCCCUCCAAGGCUUCACAUGAUGACCAGGACGACGAGGGCAGCGUGAUCAACCAGCAGCCAUCUGUGGAAGAGGAUGGCAUUGUCGAGAAGGUGGACCAGAUGGCGUUAUCAGAAGCUCCAGACCAGUCUCCAGGUAUGUCAGGAAGGAGUGUCGCUUGUUCGAUGGAUGUGAUUUUGGUGUAUGGGGAUUCACAAAUAUCCAAUUUAGGAAGAUUUUUUUUAAGGGAACUGUUAAAGAAAUUACAAUUGCUUACAUUUGGUCCUUUAUUCUCUUAUACAAAAUAGAAACCUUCCAUAAUAGCAGAGAUAAAUCUCUUUGGCUAUUUACCCAAGCCUUUCAGCACCUCUGUCUCAUAGUUUCAAGUAUUUAAGAGAGCCAUGGUAGAUAGGUGGUAGAAAUCAGGCAAAUACCAUCUAAUAUCCAAACUGGAUAAAUUCAGUACAGGAAAUGAAUGACAUAUGUCAAGUUUUAAAUACUUGAAAAUGACAGUGUGCAAUGGUUCACAGUAAGGUUACCCAUGAAGUAAAAGCUUUUUAUAGAUAUCUUGAGGUUAUAUGUGAUAUUGUUUUUUACUGUCUGCUGAAGAACUCUUGACAAAUAAAAAUGUCAUUCUUAUUUCAUUUUUGUUGUUGCAAUGUUUCAUUUUAUGCUAUAGUAACUUGUCUCUAGUGUUGUCUCUUGAGAAAGAGUGAUAUGUAAUCAGUACAGGAGAAACAUCCUCUAUAAAGGUAUGAAAUGCUAGAGCACAUGAAAGCUUUUGACUGAACAGUGUUGCUUAGGCUGGGUUCCAGUAUGGAUGGUUUGUAUUUUGCCAAAAGAGGAAACUGCAGAGGUUGAGAUUGGCAUGAUUUGAUUACAGAAUGUGUGUGACUGUUAAUGAGUUUCAGUGGCCAGUGAUUAUGACUUGGUAUUAAUGUGUUUUUUGCCUGAGUAGAUUGAUAUUAAAUGAUAAGUUGAAGUAGUCUUUUGUGCAUGCCUGAGUAUGUGAUAAUGAAGGUUCAUUUGAAGGAAGUUGAAGAUAAAAUGGAAAUAUAAAGUGUAUAGGACUUAUAUAUGAAAUCUUAAUUGAAUGAAUUUUAACGACUACAUGUAAAUUGCUUUGUGAACGUAGGAUAAAAAUGCUAUGUGGAUUGCUAACUGUAUUUUGGUUUUGAAUACUUCAUGAUUGAUUGGAGUCCACAGAUUCACCCAAGGAAAAUUAGUAGUCCUGUAGAUUUUCAUUUUAAUAGGAUGCUGCAUGGCUUUAAUAGGUAUUAUGAAAUAUAUAGUAACAUUACAAGUAACCUUCUGUUUGAAAAAAAAAAAAAAAAAAA
Messenger RNA from Penaeus vannamei (Pacific white shrimp), 2565 nucleotides. RefSeq names its product alpha-tubulin N-acetyltransferase. Gene Ontology annotation, cellular component: microtubule. Gene Ontology annotation, molecular function: tubulin N-acetyltransferase activity. Gene Ontology annotation, biological process: alpha-tubulin acetylation. Lineage: Eukaryota; Metazoa; Arthropoda; Malacostraca; Decapoda; Penaeidae. The record is from RefSeq and is a predicted model, not a curated record.